Messenger RNA from Malassezia vespertilionis, 3807 nucleotides. RefSeq lists its product as uncharacterized. Gene Ontology annotation, biological process: gluconeogenesis. The record is from RefSeq and is a predicted model, not a curated record. Gene Ontology annotation, molecular function: L-serine ammonia-lyase activity; 4 iron, 4 sulfur cluster binding. The transcript is spliced from 3 exons. Lineage: Eukaryota; Fungi; Basidiomycota; Malasseziomycetes; Malasseziales; Malasseziaceae. The coding region runs from base 1 to 3807 and encodes 1268 amino acids.
AUGAGUUUUAGGGCGCUUUUGCGUGAGGAAGCACGACUCAGCAUUUUGGCUACAUUCACCCGUUGCUCAAUACCCUUUUUGUGUGCGUCUGUGCCGCUGCGCAAGCAUUAUUCCAGCGAUAGCCAGUCGACGCCCGAAUCCUUUUCGCAUGUGCAUUUCGACACGUUCCCAUCCAAAGAUCACGGAUCAUCACACGAGGGGGAACCCCCGCCACCUGAUUCACCGCUGGGCGAGACCGAAGAGCCGCCGCCCAACGAGCACGCAGUUAUCUCCAUGUUUGACCUAUUUUCCAUCGGUAUUGGCCCUUCUUCUUCGCACACUGUGGGACCAAUGCGCGCAGGUGCCAUCUUCCUCAACGAUUUGCGCGAUGCAGGCAUGCUGGCUUCUGUUCACCGGAUAAAGCUUGCACUUUACGGAAGUCUUGCGGCAACUGGAAAGGGGCACAUGACACCACAAGCGCUCCUCCUUGGCCUCGAAGGUGCCGAUUGCGAAACAGUCGACACGGAAAGUGUGCCUACACGAUUCCAGUAUAUCCAAGAGCAAAAUAAGCUUGUGCUUGGCAAGGAUACACCUCAAGAUGGGCCUCCUCAAGAGGUCGUGUUUGACUACGAGAGGGAUCUGGAGUGGAAAUGGGGUCAAACGCUUCCGAUGCACUCAAACGGGAUGCGCUUCAGCGUAUUUAAUCAGGCUGGGGACUUGCUCGCGACCAACAGCUUUUAUAGCAUUGGCGGGGGUUUUGUCGUGAACGGAAAGAUGGCCGUCACAGACAAGCCUGGGCCGCGGGAUCCAAGCGAGACUACGAUGAACGAGCAGGGCGAGUACAAAGCGCAACUCGAGAAAGCCGAAAUGUCUAUGGCAGAGCCAGUUUUGCACGAUUCCGAGCAAGAUCUUGCAUCGAAAAAGGGUCAUCCGGUGGACUUAAACGAGAAUGUAUUUUACAAGGCCUUGCGCCGCAGCCAGGCAGAUGGCGAUCGACGCAACGGCGUACGGGCAGAGUCUGUUGCGAGCCUCGACAAGCCGAUUGGUCUGCUGCCCUCUGGUGAAGAAAGGGUAAUGGAAAAAGACGCGCCAAAAACACCGCGCUUUCCGUUCCAUAAUAUGGCAAGCCUGCUCGCCAUCACACGCAAGUACAAUCUCACCAUUGCGCAAGUCGUUUAUGAAAAUGAGCUGAGCUGGUACACGCCCGAGGAAAUUGACGAAAAAAUGGUACGCAUUUGGACGGUUAUGGACGAAGGGAUUCGCGCAGGUGUACUGAGCGAGCAAGAGACCUUGCCGGGCUCGCUGCGCAUGAAACGGCGCGCGCCACAACUAUACGCAAAGCUGAUGCGCGGCCUGUACAUGGGACCGCGCAGACUGGGCAACAAGUCCGAGCCUACCAGCGAUAAAUUUCUCGCCGAGGACGGCAAGUUGCUGGACGAGCCACGCACAGCCUCGGAUGGGCCGCAGUUGCCGACAAGGGCCGGUCGAACGCGAAUGCGCCCAAGCGUGCGUGGCUCUUUUCACCACGAGGUGAUGCCCGUUCCCCAGCGGCGGCCCAAUUUUCCCGCCAUGGACUGGCUUUCUUGCUGGGCAAUUGCAACGAAUGAGCAAGUUGCAGCGGGUGGUCGAAUCGUGAUUGCUCCGACACUGGGCGCUGCAGGAAUCAUUCCUUCCGUGUUGCGAUACGUUGUGGAGUUUGUCGCGAUCUCGCCAGAGGACGAGGAGAAUUUAGUGCGCACUUUUCUACUUACAGCUGCUGCCAUAGGCAUGCUAUUCAAGCGAGGCGCGACCAUCAGUGCCGCGGAGGGCGGGUGCAUGGCCGAAGUGGGCACUAGCUGCUCCAUGGCCGCAGCUGCGUUUGCCGCGUGCAUGGGCGCAAGUCCCGAGAUCAUUGAGCAAGCCGCAGAAACGGCAAUUGAGCAUAAUCUUGGAUUGACCUGUGAUCCUGUGGAUGGGCUGGUUCAAGCGCCUUGUAUCGAGCGGAAUGCGGUUGGCUCGGUGAAGGCUGUUGUCAGCGCAAACCUUGCCUUGUCUUCGGGGGGUGUACACUCCAUCUCUCUUGACGAAGCAAUUCACGCCGCGCGGCUUACUGCGGCAGAUAUGCACAUGAAGUACAAAGAGACGAGUUUGAGCGGCCUUGCUACAACGGUCAAGAUUCCCGUUGCUAGCGGCGUGCUGGGCGCACAUCAAAAUUCGGGCGCUCCAUUUGGCGCAAGGGCUCCUUCGCAGCAAGGUGGUUUGUUUGGUGGGGGCGGUGCGACACAGCAGGCGUCUGCAGGCGCAGCGCAACAGUCUGCUAGUGGAGCAUCACAGGUGCAGACGGGCGGUUUGUUUUCCCAGCAAGGGCAAGGGCAAGGCCAACAAACAGGUCUCUUUGGCCAGCAAGGACAAGGGCAAGGCCAGUCAACAGGUCUUUUUGGCCAGCAAGGACAAGGGCAAGGCCAGUCAACAGGUCUUUUUGGCCAGCAAGGACAAGGGCAAGGCCAGUCAACAGACCAGUCAACAGGUCUCUUUGGCCAGCAAGGACAAGGGCAAGGCCAGUCAACAGGUCUUUUUGGCCAGCAAGGACAAGGGCAAGGCCAGUCAACAGGUCUUUUUGGCCAGCAAGGACAAGGGCAGAACCAGUCAACAGGUCUCUUUGGCCAGCAAGGACAAGGGCAAGGCCAACAAACAGGCCUCUUUGGCCAGCAGCCUUCGUUACAGACACCGGCGCAGCCAACGAAUCUCUUUGGUGCUUCGCAACCUGCUGGAAGCACAUUAGGUCAGUCUCAACUUCCCCAGCAAGGCGGUUUUUUUGGUGCGACACAAACGCCACAGAACCCUGCUCAAAAAACUAGUCUUUUUGGCGAAACACAGAGUACAUCAGGCACACAAAGCACGUUUAAUACGCAGAAUGCACAGGGCGCAUCGAGCUCCAGCCUUUUUGGUGCAUCGGCUUUGCAACCUACUCUCGGGACCACAGCGCCGCAAUUCGCACAGCCCGAUAAGAAGCUCGGAAUGCCUAUGAACGCGCAGCUCGAUCGGAUUUGUGCCAGCUGGAACACGACCAACCUCGCUACUUGCCUAUUCCAGUGCUACUUGUACAACCGCGCAAACGAUGCACAAAAUGCCGAGCAACUUACGGUGCGCCGUCAUGAUGCCACUGGCUCUUUGCACGAUGCGCUUUGGGUGCGUGCUGUGCAAGAAAACCCAGAGCCGAGUCGUUUAUAUCCCGUCCUGGCCGUUGGAUUUGGCGAUUUGCAGACGCGUGUCAAUGCACAAACCGCCGAGGCGGCUCGGCAGCGCAGCAAAGUAGCCGAGCUUUUUAAGCAGCUGGUGGCACUCCAACAAAAACACGAUCUCUCUAAUCUUGUCCGUGCCCAAUCGGCCUCACGCAUGCAAAUGUGCAUCCAUCAACGGCUGCUGGGCUUGCUCAAAGACAGCCACCUUCUGAUUCCUGCCCUGCGAGGACAGAGUCUCGCCGCCGCUGAGGAGAACAUGUCGUUUGUCCUGCAGAACUGCGAAGCACAACUCCAGGGCGGAAACACCGAGUAUACGGGCGCUGCUUCGCAGGUCUCGCUGCGUGCGCGAGUCAAUGAGCUUUGGGCACAGCUUGGGAUUGUGCGUGCCAAGCGCGAGGCAUUGCUUAGCAAUGGGCUUGUCGAAAGCGGCGUCACCGAAUGGGCCGUCGUCGACGAGGCCAACUUUGAGGAAAUUGAGCACAUCCUUGCUUCCCUUCAGCAGGGUUUAUCUCAUCUCACCGGCACACUGAAUGCGGAUACCAAGGCACUCGAUAUGAUCUGCGACGGACUUGCGGGUGUGUCACUAGUGGGCGUACGAAAUCGAUAG